Cyclopterus lumpus (lumpfish) is the source of this 1730-nucleotide messenger RNA. Its product is annotated as G2/mitotic-specific cyclin-B2-like. Gene Ontology annotation, biological process: mitotic cell cycle phase transition; regulation of cyclin-dependent protein serine/threonine kinase activity. Gene Ontology annotation, molecular function: cyclin-dependent protein serine/threonine kinase regulator activity. Lineage: Eukaryota; Metazoa; Chordata; Actinopteri; Perciformes; Cyclopteridae. The record is from RefSeq and is a predicted model, not a curated record. The coding region runs from base 155 to 1315 and encodes 386 amino acids. Gene Ontology annotation, cellular component: cyclin-dependent protein kinase holoenzyme complex; cytoplasm; nucleus. The transcript has 8 exons.
UCGGACGGAGCGCUAUUUGAAGCCGCUCGUGCGAGUGUUGUUUACCUGCAGCUUCGCUACCGGAAACACACAAAGCACCUGAAGCACCUGAAGCACCUGAAGCACCUGAAGCACCUGAAGCACCUGAAGCACCUGAAGCACCUGAAGAGGAACCAUGUCGUCUGUGGAAGCGCGUGCUGUGCAGCUCCCAGUGGAGAACCUGCCGAGGAAGAGCAGAGCCACAGCGGGGCCGAGGAGGGCUGCCCUGGGGGAGAUUACCAACGUCACCUCGGGGGCAGUCAACCACGCAAAGAAGACGAGACCCCCCAAAGCCUCAGCCAGACCCCCGUGUGUGCAGAAGGCUAGACCUGCGGUCCAGGUCCCGGUCCAGCCACCUGCAGAGCUCCUCCCCCCGGUCUCAAAUGAGUCGGCUGACCUGUCCCAGGAGGAGGGUCUGUGCCAGGCGUUCUCCGAGGCGCUGCUCGCCGUGCAGGACGUGGACGAGGAGGACUCGGCCGAGCCCCAGCUCUGCUCCGAGUACGUGAAGGACAUCUACAGCUACCUGCACGUGCUGGAGGUGCAGCAGGCGGUGCGAGCCGACUACAUGAAGGGUUACGAAAUCACCGCGCGCAUGCGGGCCCUCCUGGUGGACUGGCUGGUCCAGGUCCACUCCAGGUUCCACCUGCUGCAGGAGACCCUGUACCUCACGGUCGCCAUCCUGGAUCGGUUCCUCCAGGUCCAGCCGGUGCCCAGCAGGAAGCUGCAGCUGGUGGGCGUGACCGCCAUGCUGGUGGCCUGCAAGUACGAGGAGAUGUACGCGCCGGAGGUCCGAGACUUCACCUUCAUCACGGACGACGCCUUCACCAAGGCGCAGGUCCUGGACAUGGAGCAGCUGGUCCUGAGGACCCUGAACUUCGAGCUGGGCCGGCCUCUGCCGCUGCACUUCCUGCGGCGGGCCUCCAAGGUGGCCGAGUCUGACGUAGAGAGGCACACGCUGGCCAAGUACCUGAUGGAGUUGACCCUCCUGGACUACGACAUGGUCCACUUCCGGCCCUCUGAGGUCGCCGCCGCCGCGCUGAGUCUCUCCCAGCUGCUGCUGGAGGGUCUGCCGUGGUCCGCCACCCAGCAGCACUACUCCACCUACGACUCCGCCCACCUGCAGCCGGUCGUGCAGCACGUCGCCAAAAACGUGGUGCAGGUGAACGAGGGAAAGAGCAAGUUCCAGGCCGUGAAGAAGAAGUACUCCAGCAGCCGGCUGCUGCAGGUCGGACUCCUCCCUCAGCUGCGCUCGGCCACCGUGAAGACGCUGGCGGCCGCGCUGCUCGGCGACGACUGAGGCCGACGCCCACGACGACGACUGAGGCCGACGCCCACGACGACGACUGAGGCCGACGCCCACCAGCACUUUAGUUCAGAUUCAUCUCGCUCUGUUACGACACUGAAGGAAAUAUUGUUUUAAUAAUCUGAGCCAUGAUUUUUUUUUUUUACUUUAAUGUGACGUUUUCCUUGAAUGCACUUUGACCUUUGACCUGCAGCAGCCAUUACAGCUGGAGUUGAGGAAUUGCGCAACUUCCAAUCAGAAGUUUUGUUUGCGACCAACUUCCUGUUCCUGUAAAGUUUUUACUUUACCAGCUGUGUUUUUACUUCUCUCUCUCCUUUUUUUUUUUAAAAGUAAAUCUCUGCUUAUUAAUAUUUAUGAAUGUUUUAACUUUAAAAAUGUUGCCGACUAAAUUAAAAGGAAUCAAACUCUG